Messenger RNA from Nicotiana attenuata, 1103 nucleotides. RefSeq lists its product as uncharacterized. The transcript is spliced from 2 exons. Bases 1 to 954 code for a protein of 317 amino acids. The record is from RefSeq and is a predicted model, not a curated record. Lineage: Eukaryota; Viridiplantae; Streptophyta; Magnoliopsida; Solanales; Solanaceae.
AUGUUUCUGCCGUUAUCUUUAACGGCGGAGAGAGGGUUAAUUCGGAUUGGCCCUUCAGGUACCUUUUCAGAAAUCCACUCCUUGCUGUCAACGGAUCCUAAGAUGGCAUCUACGAAAUCCAAAUCACCUGCAAAUUCUAAAGCACCAAAAAAACGUAGAAUAUGCACAGGUCCUCCAGUCCUUGUUGCUCCACCCACAAAACCAGGGGAUAGAUGCUAUGAGUUUCGAGAUUGGUUUAAAUGUCGUGCUUACUGGAAGGGGAACCACGAUUUGAAGAGUUUAAUUGCAACUUUCUUGACUCCUGCACAACAGGAUAAGCUUAAUAAUGAUACAUUUCGGUAUAUUAUGGCUAUGGAGAAUUUUAAAUGCAGCAUGAAAUUGGUUCAUUGUUUGUGUCUUUCUCGAAUAUUCACCAAUGAUCGAGACUCCAUUAGUUUCAAGAUUUUUGGCCAUGAUGUAUCGUUCACCCUUGAAGACUUUCACAUUAUGUGCGGUUUGCGGAUCACAGCACAUAACGUUGAAAAACCAAUUAAACGAGAGAGCAAGAUUCUGAAGCGCUAUUUUGGGAAGUCUAAGUGUGCGAUCUUGAAGGACAUUCGAGAUUUUAUGUCCCAGAAUGAAAUUCAAAAGGAUGAUGUGAAUUUCAAACACGUAUGCGAGAGUGAUGAAGAUGCUGUGAAGCUUAUGGAAAUUCUUGUUGUGGAGUCUAUUUUGUUUGGAAAAAAGAAUGAAUCAACUGUGUUGGAGGAGUAUGCAGCUAUUGCUGAAGAUGAUAAGGCUUGUGCUGAAUAUCCUUGGGGUAAUGUGUCUUAUGAGAAGCUCAUUAUCUCAAUGAAACAUGCACUGGACAACCAGGACAAAUAUCAUUCAACUGAGUUACUGGUGGUGGAUUUCCAUUUCCGUUAUGUGCUUGGUUCUAUGAGCGCUUCCCAGAUAUUCGGGAGAAGUAUUUAAGAGAGGACGAGUACCUUGAUGCCCCUCAGGUUCCCAGGAUGUUACGUUAUAUAUGUGAGGGAGAGCCUAAAUAUAGAGAACUUCAUGAGGAUUACUUCAGUAAUCAUAGUGUAAGUUAAUUUUUUUUAUUUUUGAAGUUGUGUUAAUAU